Nematocida parisii ERTm1 is the source of this 1504-nucleotide messenger RNA. RefSeq lists its product as uncharacterized. Lineage: Eukaryota; Fungi; Microsporidia. The transcript has a single exon. The coding region runs from base 1 to 1431 and encodes 476 amino acids. The record is from RefSeq and is a predicted model, not a curated record.
AUGAAUAAUCCAGACACAAGCACACGCAUAAGCACAAGCGAUAGAAACAGUUCAAGAAAUAAUAGUGAUAAUUCAGAAGUAAGUAGACCAAUACAGUCAGUUGAACAAUCAGAUAAUACACAACAGAAUGCCCAUACGGAAAGUAUAUUCGGGUACACUGUUCCUACAGCAAUUAGAAAUGAAUGCGAGGAUAUUAAACUUGAAGAGGACUUUAAAGUAGUUAUGAAGAUUGACCAUGAUGCAGUUUAUACUGAGUUAUGCAAGUAUGCAAAUGAGUUUAACAGUGCUCGUAAAAAAAAGCCAUCUAAGAACAAACUAAAGAAUGCGUAUAAGAAAAUACUGCGUAAGAACAUAAAGUAUGACGUAUGCGGAAUAAAUGAUGCAGCAUAUAAAAAUCUAAUUAUAGAAAUGACAUCUCUAUUAUUAGACAACUGCAUAGAGAAUUGCACUUCUGAAAAAAAGACAUUUAUGGUGAAGAUUAAUAAAAACUAUGGAAAGUCAGAAACUGAUGAAGUUCAGAAGGAAAUAUUGGUAUCUAAUGAAACAUUACUAGACCAGAUGAAAUUUGUAUUACUGAGAGUUAACCAAUGGUAUACUUAUAUGUUAUCACAUCCGAAUAUUAAAAGACAUGACUACUUUACAUAUGCAUCAAUGUUAAUAAAUGAAAGGAUAUUCACUAGCUCUAAGCUAAAAACAAUGCUGAAUGGUAUUAUGAAAACAUUUGAAGCUCAUGAAAGUGCAUAUCCUGAACUAAACCCAGAAGAAAUUGAUUUGUUUGAGAAGAGGGAAGAUGGUAUUACACAUCUUGAUUAUGCACUUGCUUUACUAAUGAAAUACCGGUGGGAAAUAGCUACUUAUUAUGAUGAAGACAGAGCAGGGAAGAAAGACUUUAUUCUUUCUGAGUAUGAAGAGAAUAUAUUACGAAAGUUAUACAUAGAUAGAAAAUUAGUCAGUAAAGUGCUUAAUUCUAUAAGAGAAAUAACAAAAGAUUAUGAACAGUAUGUUGAUUACUCUUCACUCAUAUCAAAUUAUUCAGUUAUAGACGAAAGAGUGCCUAUAAUUAAAGAUCCAUUAGCAUUCAAUUACAACUAUAAGACAAUUGAUAUUCAUAUGGGUAAAGGCUUAGAAAAAUAUGCUGGUCUGCCUUCUCCUGUAAUCAGAGAUUAUAUUAUACGCCGAGUAGACCUCUAUAAAAACCUUGUGUUUAAUCUUUUGAGCCCAAAGGAAAAUAAAUCUAAUACUGGAAGAUUAAUGAGGCUCUCUCGAAGUGCCUCUAUAAAAAAGAGAUUUACUCGUGCAGUAGUGGGAGUACUCGCAACCGGCGCUGGAUUCUUUAUAGCAAGUUCCCUUCAUUAUAGAUACGGAAGAAACACUAUAAUAGAGAAUUCAGAGAAUGGUGGUAAUACUGAGCCUACCAGCAGUAAUAACUAGGGAGAUGUGAUGGACAAUAAGUCUAACAGCCAUUAGGCAUACGCUUCUUGGGAUUAAUAAAAAUUAAUUGGAC